AUGGUGGACAGGCACAAGGAGGCUGAGAAGCUGUACCAGGAGGCCGUCAAGCUCACCACCCCCUCGCUGCUCAGCUUCCGCAUGAGGGGCGAGUGGGAGCGGGCCACCCCGCUGUGGGAGCGGGCCGCCAUGCUGUUCAAGCAAUGCGGCGACGUGAACCGCGCCAAGGACUGCUACGAGCACGCGGCGACGGGGCAGGAGCGGCAGAAGAGCGGGUGGCAUGCGGCCAAGAACAUGGAGAAGGCUGGGGAGGCGGCCAAGGAGCUGGGCAUGUGGGCUGACGUGGAGGCGCACUACUCCCGCGCCGCGCAGCUGUACGCUGAGGAGGGGCGGCCCUCGGCGGCGGCAGAGGCGGCGGCUCGGGGCGCGCGGGCGCUGGAGGAGCGGCAGCCAGAGAUGUCCCAAGAGAUGUAUCGCAAGGCGGUGGAGUGGCUGGAGGAUGCGGGCAAGGAUGCGAUGGCGGGAGACAUCUUCAGGCAGGCGGUGGCGCAGCUGGUGCGGGCGGGCAAGUGGGCGGACGCAGUGGGCAUGCUGCUGCGGUUUGCGGUGGCGUGCGACGGCAUGGGCGCGCGCAACAGCGAGUGCAAGGCAUACCUGGGCGCGGUGGUGGAUGCGCUGGGUGUGGACAACUUCAUGAGCAGCGACGAGGCGUUUGCGGCAGAUGCGCUGUUUGAUGCCUACCGCAGGCAAGGGCAGCGGCAGCAGGAGCGCGGCGACCCCGCGGCGAUCCAGGCGGCGGUGGCGCGGCUGGCACGCAAGCUGCCGCAGGGUGACCUGGCGGUGCAGGCGGUGCAGCUCGGCGGCAGCGGCGGCGGCGCGGGCGUGGCGAUCGAUGAGGAGGGGGAGGAGGAUCUCACUUAG
Molecule: messenger RNA, 861 nt
Organism: Chlorella variabilis
Lineage: Eukaryota; Viridiplantae; Chlorophyta; Trebouxiophyceae; Chlorellales; Chlorellaceae
Exons: 7
Coding region: 1-861 (286 amino acids)
Biological process (GO): intracellular protein transport
Cellular component (GO): SNARE complex; vacuolar membrane
Molecular function (GO): soluble NSF attachment protein activity; syntaxin binding
Source: RefSeq, a predicted model, not a curated record